AUGACAGAUGAUGAAAUUUCAUUCAACUUGACAACUGUUACACCCAAUAGCCGAGAUGUUCAUGCACAGACUACGCCAACAUUAACUAUGGCCAAUAAUAAAUGCAGAACUUCUAUGACAGACAAUUGUCGAAUUGUUGACACCGUUAGUAAAAACCCAAAUACGACAUCGGCGACAAUCAUUCAUGAUAUUAAAGCUAACUUAGAUCCUAUUAUUGAAUAUGCUCAAGAACCACUAUUACCACUUUUGAAAGCAUGCAUUCCACUCAAUAAUAUUGUUUACAAUUUAUCGGCGUACGUUGAAAUGGCUGUCAGCGAAACUCCGGAACAACCACCUGAUAGACUAACAAUUGAUGAAAGUGCUGCAAUUCGUCUCUAUACGAUGGAAUGGAAGCAUCCUCAUCGAAGUCUUUAUUCGAUGCUCAAUUGUACAUUGAAGCAAGACAAUCGUAAUCUCCUUCGUCCUUAUUUCAAAUAUCUGAAACUAUUUGUAACUGCUCUAGCCAAAUUGCCAUGUGUUCCACCAUUAACUAUUUGGAGAGGAGUAACCAAAGAUUUAAGUGCGAAUUUUCCACCUGGUACAUUGAUGACUUGGUGGUCAUUUUCAUCAUGUACAACUGAAUUAACUGUACUUGAAAAUAAUAUUUAUCUUGGUCAAACUGGUAAUCGAACAUUAUUUUCUGUAGAAUCUAUUAAUGGUCGAAAAAUACGUGCUCAUUCACAAUUCAUUAAUGAAGAUGAAAUUCUUCUUUUGCCAGGUACACAAAUGAUAGUUCAAUCACAAUUUAGUGCAGCAUCAGAUCUUCAUGUAAUUCAUUUGAAACAAGUUCUACCCACGAAAGUCUUAUUACAGCCACCAUUUGAAGGUGCACAUCUUUAUUCAAAAACACGUCAGUGGUAUGGAAAGAAAAAGUACAUUAUGCUAAUCUGUUUAUUGGCUAGUGUUUUGAUAGGAACAAUUAUUGUUGGCGCUAUUUUAGGAACAAAAACGAAAAAUAAUAAUUCCACAGUACCUGUGUGCAACAAUCCUUUUACUGCACCAAACGCUUACAAAAGCGGAAAAGAUUCCUAUUCUGCAACAAUGGGUCACUUCAGAAAUAACAAAGAAUUCGAUGUGGUAGUUCUUAGCUACGCAAGCAGCACCAUCCAUUUACUGCUUGGAGAUACAGCCGGAGCCUUUACGAUUAUAGGUACAAAGGCAGUUGGUAAAGGCCCACUUUCAGCAAUAUCAGCUGAUUUCAAUGCUGAUAACAGACAAGAUCUUGCAGUAGUCAACUCUUAUGAAAACACUACUAGCAUCUUGCUCGGCUUGGGAAACGGUCUGUUUCAGACUGCCAUACACUAUACAGUUGGCCGAAAUCCACUAGCAUUGAUAUCAGUUGAUCUUAACAAUGACAAUAAAUUAGAUUUGGUGUCGGCUAAUUCCAACGAUCAUACGAUCAGUGUUUUACUGGGGAAUGGCAACGGAAGCUUUCAAUCUGUAAUUAGUUAUAAAGUGGGCAACAGUCCACAAUCAUUAAUAUCGGCUGAUUUCAAUGAUGAUAGUCAAUUAGAUCUAGCAGUAGUCAGUUUUAAAAACACCAUUAGUGUUAUGUUAGGAUAUGCAAACGGAAGUUUUCAGUCUCCCAUAGACUUAAUGAUUGAUGGCUUUUUAGCAACAGUGAUAUCAGCUGACUUGAACAAUGAUAACAAAUUAGAUUUGAUAACAGGUGACACCGCUUAUAAUACUCUCAUCGUCAUUCUUGGUUAUGGGAAUGGAAGUUUCGAGUCGCCAAUUUAUCAUAAAGUUGAUUGUGGCCCAAAGUCAAUAUUAUCCGCAGAUUUCAACAACGAUCAUAAAUUAGAUCUAGCAAUGGUCAGCGACCGCAGUAACGACGUGAGUAUUUUACUGGGAUAUGCAAACGGAAGCUUUCACUCUCCAAUAAACCAUUGGGUCGGCGACAGUUCACAAUCACUGAUAUCUGGUGAUUUCAAUAAUGAUGAUAAAUUAGAUCUAGCGGUGGCCACCUCCGAUAACAACGCCAUCAAUGUUUUUCUAGGCUAUUCAAAUGGAAGCUUUCAGGCGCCAGUAAAGUAUACGGUUGGUACAUACCCGAAAUCGAUGGUAGCAGCUGAUUUCAACCAUGAUAACAAGUUAGAUCUGGUAGUCUCCAACUUUCUUGAUAAUUCUAUAAGCGUAUUAUUAGGAAAUGUAGAUGAAGGCUUUCGGUCUCCCAUGAACUGUAAAGUCGUUGAUCAUUCAACGUCAAUAUUAGCAGCUGAUUUCAAUCAUGAUAGCAAAUUAGAUCUGGUGGUGAUCAGCACCACUGAUGACACAAUCGGUGUGUUACUGGCUAAUGCGGAUGGAGACUUUCAAUCCCCGAUGACCUAUGCAGUUGGUAAAUGGCCUCAAGCACUGGCAGCAGCUGACUUUAACAAUGAUAAUAAAUUAGAUCUAGCCGUGGCUAAUGGUGCCGAUAAUACCAUUAGUAUCAUGCUAGGAUUUGGAAAUGGAAGCUUUCACACGCCAGUGAACUAUAUGGUUGGUGUAGCUCCAGAAUCAUUAGUAACAGGUGAUUUCAAUAAUGAUAAAAUAAUGGAUCUGGCAGUAGUCAACUCUCAUAACGAUAGUAUUAGUAUUUUACUUAGCAUAAAUAAACGUAGUUUCCAGUUGCGAAUGGACUACAGAGUUGGUAAACAGCCACAAUCAUUGACAUCCGGCGACUUUAACAAUGAUAACAUAUUGGAUUUAGUCGUAGCCAACUAUUACGAUGAUAACAUUAGCGUACUGUUUGGUUUAGACAAUGGACGCUUCCAACUUCCAGUAAACUAUAUGGUUGGUAAACGUCCAAGAGCAGUGAUCUCAGUUGAUUUCAAUAAUGAUAACAAAACAGAUCUAGCAGUAGCCAAUUUUGAUGACAAUACCAUCAGUGUUUUGCUCGGCUUGGGAAAUGGUAGCUUUCAUGUCGAAAAGAAAUAUAGAACUGGUGUUAAUCCUAAGGUGCUGAUGUUCGGCGAUCUGAAUAAUGACAAUAAAACAGAUUUGAUUGUGCUGAAUGAAAAGUCUUCGGAGUUGUUUGUUUUUCUCAAUACUUGUUGA
Adineta steineri is the source of this 3078-nucleotide messenger RNA. NCBI's taxonomy places the organism in Eukaryota, Metazoa, Rotifera, Eurotatoria, Adinetida, Adinetidae. The record is from the annotation of a GenBank genome assembly.